CCUCAUCCCCACUCUAGGAGUGUGAGUCGUAGACCAGCUGAUCGCCUGCACCACACGGUUGAUCUGGGCUAGAGAACCGUAUGAUUGCGGCAGCCGAGUUCAUACUUGAACUGCCCCUCCUCGGCCCCAGGUCAGAAGUUUCGAACCUUUCUCUCUCAACAAUCAAGCCACGUCUGCGCUCCCUCAUACACCGGAACUGAGCAAUCACCAUAGAUUCUAUCCUUGCUGAAAUCAACAAGCCACACGAUCUCGGUCUUCACAUGCGCGCUUCGACCUCACACAUUCAGCACUAGCCAAGUAAAAGCUCCGCCGCGGUCUCUUUGUACAAUCGCGACUUCUCGAAAUCGGUCAGUCAUCGUCUUGCACGGCGGAGUCGUCAAGCAACGGAAAAUGUCUUCGAGCACCGGAGCUUUCACCGGCCUUCGCUUGUCCUCCUUCUCCUCCGAGUCGUCAAGUACUUCCUCCGCGCGGUCUGGCAGCACUUCUUCGACACCCAACAGUGCGAGCAGUGACGCUAUUGGCUAUGCUGAGGAUUUCUUUUCUACCGCGGAUCGGCAGACACAACCACGCCAGCCCGGCCCGACUCUAGACGCCUACGCAUCGGGCGAGGAUAAAUGUCACGGCGUCAAAAUCCUGAACGCUGCUCUUGCCUCCGCUCCCCUCAAUGAAGACGACAUUGUGACUGCCUUGCAGGCCGGUCAGGGCGCGCAAGGACCCGGAGCUCGAGAUCGCCACUCAGCUUCGCGUCUGCUCCCGCUUGGAUCGCAACAAGACUCACAAACACGCUAUCUUCUUCAUGGAGGCGCGUGUGAAGCCUCUUCGAGUCUGUCAGAGCACGUGAAGCUCAGCCACGCUUGUCUGGAAGAUUGUGCCCACUCUUCCGACACCAUGCCAACACCAUUUCACACGCUUCAAUUAGAGCAGGCUGGGGGCCGCGACUCCAUGGUAUUUUGCCUUGACAAUCCACGGUCGUCCGCGCCAUGGCACUUUGGCGAACAUACCUCCAACCGUAGCCAGACGCAGCUGUCCUCAGCUCCGAAAUCCAGUCAUAGCUCUUCUAGCUCUCGACCUCACAUACAAGUCUCGUCUCCGUCACCAACGCCGUCUCCUUGGCAAUCUUCAUUUGGAGCACUGACCCACACCACGAUCAACGUACCGAGUCUCAGGCUUGACACCGCGAUGCCAGCUCGUGCAAGCUCGGAGCCGCUGAGCGGCGCAUCAGCGUCAGGUGUGUCCAAAACGAUGGCUUUCUUCAACUUUGACGGUGCGAGCUCUGAGGCUGAAGAGGGAACAUUUGCGGAGACGGAUCGUCGCCGCUCGUCUGUCCCUCUCGAAUCCCCCUCAAACCUGCCCGCCAACGCAAGCGUCCACGAGACGGCUGCUGCGGAGGGUGAGCAAGCACCCUCUGCAGGCCAAGCAACUCUACCCGAUCAAAGGUCUGGCUUGUUGACCUCACAGCCCUCAGAAAUGGAUCGCGACAAGGAAGCGUCCUCGUACAGAGCGCCAUACGCCCCAACCUUCGCCGAUCUAAGGACGGCGACCGAACAGCGCAAACGCAAGCUUGAAGACACUGCCAUAGAAGACUUCAGCACCAAUGCAGCCAUGGGCACAGAGUACACGCCUUGGAUCACCGCUGAGAUCACGAGCGCUAUGACCGGCAGGUAUCGCAGAAUCGCAGACACUGGCUCGAGCGAAGCUCCAAAGGCGCCAGCCAGCCGUGCGAGAGGUGCAAGCGAUCCGGAAAGCAAUUGGUUCGACGCACGAGUACCGGGCCAGUCGGACUCAGAGGCUCCGAGUCACGGUGCGGAGGCCGCCGACCUGACGUCCUCGGUCGCUCUGGCACAAGAUGACAACCUCCGUAAGUCUUUGCCAGACAGGUGUUUAGAUCGACGUUCUGACUCCUAACCUGCCGUCUUACCUUCAAAGUCGCUGAAGCUGCUCGACGACCGUCGCGCGAGCGCGAAGCGCGUGCUUCACAUUCUGCAAAUUUUGCUACUGAAGCCAACGGAAAUGCGCCAAGCACGCUUGAAUCGCUUGCGUCGAAUUGGUGGCAGCAAGGCGCUGCUCAGACCCCUUGGCUCUCUGGAAUUUCUCCUUCAAAUCCUGCGUUGCGGCGAGCCACAGUCAUAGGGAACCUGCGGAGCACGAAUGACCCGUACGAACAUGGCGAGCUGACUCGAAAUCCUCCAUCAAGCGAGGCUGCAGGGCAAUAUUCUUUCCAGCCCCAGCCUCACGACGGGUGGUAUCAAGAAGACCCUGAG
Messenger RNA from Ceraceosorus guamensis, 2261 nucleotides. RefSeq lists its product as hypothetical. The record is from RefSeq and is a predicted model, not a curated record. The coding region runs from base 391 to 1905 and encodes 504 amino acids. The transcript has a single exon. Lineage: Eukaryota; Fungi; Basidiomycota; Exobasidiomycetes; Ceraceosorales; Ceraceosoraceae.